AUGAACAAUCCAAUCAUGAGGCUGAAUAAGCAUUUGGUUGCAUUCGUAGCUUUCAGGAUGUUGGGAGCCUUUUUCGUGAGAACGUAUUUCGUUCCGGAUGAAUAUUGGCAAUCUCUCGAAAUUGCGUAUCGGUCAGUUUUCGGGUAUGGAUAUGAAACUUGGGAAUGGCGCCGAGGCAUCCGAAGUUAUUUGUAUCCAACGAUGUUCGCAAUAUUUUAUCGAGUUAUUGACUUCUUCGGUCUCUCUCGAUCGUAUUUUUCCAUGACAAUGGGUCCAAAGUUAUUUCAAAGCGCGAUUUGCGGAUAUGGGGAUUAUGGUUUGUACGUGGCUUCAAGAAAUGCGUUCGGUCCGAAAGCGGCCAAAUGGACAGCAGCUUUACAGCUCACUUCAUGGCUAGUCUUCUUCAUGUCAUCAAGAACCUUGACGAACACUGCUGAAAUGUGCUUGUUGGGGAUGGGAUUGAAGUAUUUUCCGUGGCGGGAACCCGAGAAACUCUCGGCUGGAUACAUGUUCUUCGCGGCAUUGUCUUUCUGCAUUCGACCAACGUCUGCUGUGUUGUGGCUGCCGUUUCUGAUCUACCAUUUCCUGAUGUCUCAUCGCAAAGCCGAUAUUUUUGCCACAGCUGGAUUCAUAGGCUUCAUGGUCAUUGGAAUAUCGACUGCCCUCGAUACACACAUGUCAGGACGAACAGUGUUCACGAUGUGGGAGUUCGUGAAGGUGAACUUUUUCGAAGCAGUUGGAGAUCACUAUGGAUCGCUCCCGUGGCACUGGUAUCUCAGCAUCGGAUUGCCGACCGCUCUCAGUUUCCAUGUUCUUCCUUUUGUAUUUGCAAUUUUGCAAACCCUACGCAAGUCAAGUGUUGGAAGUGAUAAGUGGCCAGUGAUCGCCAGCAUUGUUUUGUACGUCGCCAUGCUCAGUGUUGUGUCGCACAAGGAGCAUAGAUUUCUAGCUCCGGUUAUGCCGCUGAUCAACAUGCUUGGUGGUCUGUGGCUGGCAGAUUCGUUGGAGAAACGGAAAUCCAAAGAAGAAAAGCCCCGGAAGACUGCGUGGAUACUUGCUGGCCUGUUUCUUGCCAAUUUCCCCAUUGCCAUAUUCUGCGGCACGAUGCAUCAAUAUGCACCGAUACAAGUGAUGCGAUUUUUGCACGAUUACGUUGGCGAUGGACCCAAGUUGGACAGCAGUGGCAUAUUAUUUUUAACGCCUUGUCACUCGACGCCAUUUUAUAGCCAUUUGUUGAGAAACGUUCCGAUGCAGUUUCUGACGUGCGAGCCUCAACAGUCGCCGGACGAAGCAGACAGAUUUUUUGCGGACCCGCUGAAUGCCAUUGAUUUGUAUCCCGUGGAGAAAUUUAGUCACGUCGUGAUUUUUGACUCUUUGCUCGAGAUCCUCACUCGGAAAUAUUUUGCAGACCGGAAGUUCACCGUGUGCGCCAAAUUUUUCCACUCGUUUUUCCCUGACGCGCGACGCGGACGUGAGCUGUUCGUAUUAUGCAGAAAGUGAACACCUUGGUCAAGCUUCUAUUGAUAUCUUCGUGAUUAACGUGGAUGACGGAAGAAAUUAGGACCCCUGGUUGUUUGUUACGUGUUUUCGAGCCACUGUUGGCUCAUGUUGAUUUCGAUUUCGGUCAAAAUACUGUACUACUUUCAGUAUUUCAGGGGUUCUUCUUUCAAAUUUGCGAUUGGAUUUCGAGAACUCUUGGAUGCAAAUAUUCAUGAAGACCAACUUGGUAAAUUGUUCGAGUUUCCCAUUUGUUUUGUGCCAUCUUAAAUCUUUCUUAUCCCGCUGAUGACAUUCGAAUGAUAAUAAGGAAUGAACACGAACUGGAUACAAUCGGAAAUUUGAUUGUCAUUAGCUGUGUAAAGCAUGUUUUACUCUUUGGUUUCUGGUCAUAUGAGGUUGAAGAAAAAUGGAAAUGGAUGAGCGAUUAAUUGUAGCAUCUCCCAAGCUACGAUCGGUAAAUUUAAAAUUUUCGAAGUGUUCCUAAACUUCGCAUUGCGUGAAGACGGGUCUCCAAUCGAACAAAAAAAUUUGAACGAACGUUUCAGCAAUUGACACGCAAAAUGUGAAAUUAUUUCUAAACGAUAAAGUUAGAAAAGGACUUGGGGCGAAUGCGUUGCCAAUUUGACAAAUAUUUAUCCAUUGUUCCGGACACUGGAAAAACGAAUUAAAUGAGCGCUAUAUCCAUGCAUUGUUCAGUAACAAAUUAUUUUCAACUUAUCAUUUUCAUUGCCGUCUAGAAGAGCAAAAAUUCUUAUUCGAAUGUUUGGGGGAGUUCUUAUUCAUCUGAUUGACUGUCUUCAAAGACAUAUUACCUAAGAAGUGCGACCAUCUUAGAAAGAUUUUUCAGAUUCAUUUUGGUAACUUCUGUGGUGCAGACAACAGUGUUCAUGUGUUCAUUAACGUACCCUCAACCCGGGUUUUGGGAGUUAUCAGCAUUAUUGAAGACAUUGACGAGGCGGGGAAAAUAAAAACUUGGUUCAUCGGUGAUA
Molecule: messenger RNA, 2489 nt
Organism: Notodromas monacha
Lineage: Eukaryota; Metazoa; Arthropoda; Ostracoda; Podocopida; Cyprididae
Source: the annotation of a GenBank genome assembly